AUGGUUCUGAACAUAAAGCGCUCUUCUUCUUUAGAAGGAACCGCCGUUGACAUCAAAACUACCGACAUUUUGAAGCCGUUCAUUCAUCAGGUAAAUAAGUUUUCCUGUGUUUAAUUGACCUUUCUGUCACUCGGAAAAUUUGGGUAGAGUUGAACUUUUCGAUUCUUACUGAGAAAAACUCUAGUGGCCACUUAAGAGGUUGAAGGGCUAUUUGGAGAGGACACUAAAGUGGCCACCUAAACGGUUGAAAACCAGCCCUAUGGGAGCCACUUUUUUGCGACCUAGCUGCCACUAUAGUAGUUUUUAGUGGUCCCGUGUGUAAAUAAGAUUUCCAAAGUGACCACUAAAGUUUAGCCACUUAAGUGGCCGCUAAAACGUCGAAACCCUAAUCUGGCCACUGAAGAUUUUUUCAGUAUCUGUGAAACUGAUGUGAGUCUGGAUUUUUGUGAUUUUGAAUGAACUUUUAGAUCGUUUUUGAAUGAUUCAUAUCUUAAACAAACUUAGAAGUUAAAUGAAAUAAUAUUUCAAGGUCGGAGGCCACACCCCACUGUCAGCGUUACCUCAUGGACACCUUCUGAAGCCCUGCGAUGAGCGAGAAAUUUAUUUCUAUCAAAAUAUGCCGGAAGCUUUGAGAGAAGUCGCGCCCCGCUGUUGCUCCACCUUGCAGGUUUUAUCCCUAAAAGAACACAAAAAACAAUAGUUUCUCUAGGGAAGCUCAGUGAACCUGUUGCCGACUUGUUGCGACGUUUGUGAGCUCGAGCAAGUGGAAGAAGUUGUGAUACCGGAAAGUAUGGAAGGGUCGCCAAUUUUGAACAAGCGGAAGCUUUCAAAGUGAAAAAAGUCAUUAGUCAUGUGUAAAAAUGUUUUCCAGAAACUUCAUCGUCAUAUCCGACAUGACUUACGGGUUUCGAAGUCCCUGUGUAUUGGACUUGAAGCUUGGGACUCGGCAGCAUGGUGAUCGGGCCACUCGCGCCAAAGCCGCCAUUCAAAUCGAGAAGUGCCGCAAUACGACUUCGGCCACGCUUGGCAUCCGUCUUUGCGGUGGGUUUUCGAAAAAAAAAUUUCUUUUUUUUUAACUAAAUCGAUUCAAAACGAUACCAUAGCGAAAAUAGGUAAAAUAUAAUGAUUCUUGCUAUCUUUAUUUAGCCUGAAAUUGGUUGGUCACGUUUAGGUAUGCAAUCGAUAGACCUGGACUCUGGGGAGCUGAUUAAAAUCAACAAAUACGAAGGCCGAGCAAUGGAUGAGUCCGCCUUGAACGCAGCCAUCCGUAGCUUCUUCUCUGGAUCUCCAAUCGCGGCUCUCGAAGUCCGCAGACGCGUCGCUGAGAUCCGCCAGGUAGUUCUAAUAUUCCUUGAUAAAGAAAUCCUUUCAUGGCUUCUGUACCUAAACGAAAACUCGAAAAGGAAGUAGGAUCUUCUCAGUAGAGCACAGUUUAACUUAACUUCUAAGGCUCGUUGUUAUUCUCUGCGUUAUUUUGAUGACCUCUUUUGGUUCAAGUGUCAUGAACUCGUAUUCAAUCUUUAAAUUUCGAAAAUUUAAAUUUUUCUUCGAAAAGCGCACAUUCUUGUAGUUUUUGAGCCCCAUGAGUAGGAAGCUCUUUUUUUCUGACUAGUGAGCUUUUUCGACGGUCUCUUUUAUCCACUUGUAAUUUGAGCUUGUUCCUGACACAUGUACCUUCAAAAUUCAAAAUUUUAAUGGUUUUCGCCGUAGAGCACACGUUCCCGAAGUUUUUGAGCCCACUGAGUAUAAAUCUUUUUUGAUGAUCUUUUUUUGAUCCACAUGUCAUCUGAACACGUUCGUGGCAUGGGCAUCUUCAAAUUCUGAAAAUUCAAUAGUUUUCUCCGUGGAGCACACGUUCCGUAGGGGUCCAGCUCUCAUGAACCCAUUUCAAGGCUUAUGGGCAUUUUUAAAGUUAAAAAAAAUUGAGUAGUACCGAGUGGUUCUUGAGACUGAAUCUAAAUACUCCCAGUUUCUGGACUAAUUUGAGGGUCUCUCUUUUUGAUCCACCACCACCUGUCAUGUGAACUCGUUCCCAAGCCGUCAAAUACCCGGAAAAGACGAUUCUUGAAACUUUCGCCGUUGUUGCAGGUUCUUGCCAAAAGCGAAGGUGUGCGGCUUUUCGGCGCCUCUCUUUUGAUCGUUAUCGAGCGGUGCCCUUCGAAAAGCCAACGUAAGUUGUGACGAGGCCUUUGUAAGAGGAUUUCCAUGUCAUUUUUUUCCUUUCUAGGCACGGUGGCGCGAGUCUGCGUCGUGGAUUUCGCCAACGCGACCUUCCCCGGUUACCUCGACGACAAUAGUCAUGAGGGCGUUGACGGCGGCUCGCUAAUGGGCCUCGAUACCUUGGAGCGCUUCCUUUCCUCUUGA
Caenorhabditis auriculariae is the source of this 2364-nucleotide messenger RNA. The record is from the annotation of a GenBank genome assembly. Lineage: Eukaryota; Metazoa; Nematoda; Chromadorea; Rhabditida; Rhabditidae.